GAUCCGGUUUCGCCAUAAUCUGGUGUUUACCGGCAGCAGAAGGAAUUAGUUUAUAUCGGAACUUAAAAAAAGGGAGCAACAGACUGUUUUCAGCACUAGUGCUGUCCACGUCCAAACAAUGGGAGUGACGUAAUCUAUAUUUUUUUAUUACUCUGCUAAUUAAUCUUCCGAGCUAUGGUGAACAUGAAGGGGCUGCCACAAAUGUCAGGGCGUAACCUCUGCGUGAUAGUCCAACAAAUAGCAGGCCGUGCGAGUUAACUGCUAUUUGUGUGCACGCGACUACUAAUAAAUGAACUAUUAUUGUUUAAAUGGUAAUUUAUCAAUCUGCGACGUGUCUUGACAAACGAUCGUUUGUGUCGGGACAGGUUUUCUCGGUUUUGUCACGUAAAUCUGGGCUGCAGCAACGCCUCACGACUUCUCUUUUGGACCCACAAUGCUUUGCGGCACUUGUGUGCGCUGUCUGUGGUGCUGAAGCUGCGCGUGCCUCGGAGCUUGCUACCAUAGAAAUCCACCCGAGCAUCCUUCCGCGAGAGGAGCAGCGCGCGGGAUCUGUUGGAGGUUGUGUUUCCGACGGUUGGAAAACUGGGAUUCGGGGAUUUCAGGGUGUUUGUUCUCGCUUUAAACCUCACCCUCUGACUACAAAGACUAUUUACUUUUAUUCUCUGCCCCCUCCUCAAACACGAGCUUCGCGCCAGAGCUAUUUUUGAAGUCGUUUUCCGUGGCUGCGUUUCGAGGCUCGUCGUCCGUCCGGUGCCGCCGUCUGCCCCGCCGCCUCUGCCGCUCCGUCCCGCAUCCUUUAUGCACAGCACGCUGAUCCGGUCCUCCCCAGCAAAACACAGCUUCGUGUCCGAGCGCCAUGGCCCGCUCCAGUCGCGUUCUCUGAGAGACAUGGAAGCCAAGCAGCACCCCAUAAAGAGCCUUAAAAGCUACCCGGAGACCGGCGGCCGGAGUCUGGCAGCGGCCGCCGGAGCGGGAGACGGCGGCGGCGGCGGCGGGGGGCGAACCGGCUCCGCUGAAACGGAGAUGGAGGCGAAGAUCCAAAAAGCCAUCGACUUCAAGGCGGAGGGUCACCGCUGCUACAAGGAGAAGAAAUUUCGGGAGGCGAUCGGCAAAUACCACCGAGCGCUGCUGCAGCUCAAAGGCGCGCACGUCGUCGACGGGACCACGGGCUCCGAGGUCAACCUGCUGAACCAAGCCGCGGCCAAGCUGACGGAGGAGCAGCGGAGAGCCGUGGAGAGCACCGAGAUCGAGUGCUACGACAGCCUGACAGCGUGUCUGCUGCAGUCUGAGCUGGUGAACUACGAGAGGGUGAAGGAGUACUGUCUGAAGGUGCUGAGCCACCAGAGGGACCACUUCAAGGCCAUGUACCGAGCCGGCAUUGCCUUCUACCACCUGGGUGACUAUGAAUGUGCCCUGCGCUACCUGCGCGACGCCAAGAACCGGGAGCCCACAGACACCAACGUGCUGCGCUACAUCCAGCUGACGGAGAUGAAGAUGAGCAAGAGCGGCCAGCGGGAACGAGAGAGCGGCAAGGAGACCCACGGCUAGCCCUCCGCCCGUCGACCCCUCGGCCCCCCGCGACCUUUGACCCUAGGAGCAGUCCCACCUCGACCCUCCCUCUCUCCGCCUCCUCUACAGCAGCCACAGACAGAAGAGACAGACCCACUCGCCUGGACAGCGACAGGAGACACAUCAAAUCCGCCUGCAAGCUCCCUUCCUUUAGUCCCCUCCACCCUGCUCUCCCCCCUUUCCUCCCGCAGGUGCUGUGGUUUCUCCCCCUAGACGCAGAUGGUCGAGCAAACAUAAACACAACAAAAGAACAGAAGAAAAAAGUUGUAUUAUACUCAUAGAACAGUCGUCGUGAUGGAACGAAGAGAAGCUGAAAACACAUAGGAUUUAGUAAAUGUUCUAAAAGCAUCAAAUGCAUUUCUUUCCGCUCUCUCUCUCUCUCUCUCUCUCUCUCUCUCUCUCUCUCUCUUUCUCUCUCUCUCUCGCUCUCGCUCUCGCUCUCUCUGCCUUCUCUGUCUCUCCAUCUUUGCUUGAGCUCUUGAGGAGAAUUUCAGCCCAACCCCACCCCGAGCAGAGCCAGGGGUGUUUGGAGCAUUCUGGAGCGUGGGCAGGCGCUGGUUCGGGGUCUGUGUGACACAUAUCAAGGCCGUAGCUCAAUCUGAUUGUACGUCCUCCUCCGACAGGGCCCGCUCGGGCCCGUUUGCCAGACUUUGGGACAGACUAGAGUCCUUCGUGGAAGCCUGCCUGUGCUUACUCUAUUGCACUUCCCUCUCCAUUUACUUUCCUGAACGCCGUUUAUCUCUGUUUCAGGACGGUUCUUUCGAUUCAAGGGCUAAGUCUAAGCAUUUUUCAUUUCUUACCGGGUCUUUAACUUGCUUUCUGUUCCCCCGGGGUGUUUCUCUGUUAUCGCCUGGGCAAUUGUGCGUCUUGAUGAUGUUGUCUGAAGCCCCUCCUGCCUCACACGAUGUUGUUGUUGAUGUUGUUGACACUGUCGAAGCCCCUCCCCACUCUCACUCCCCCCCCUCCCCGCUCUCCCGUUAAUGAUGUCACAAUGGAAAAUAGCCAAUGGGAUGGGCGUUCCAUCAUCCUCCGUUGGCCGGGUGGAGGUCCACUCCAGAGCUUCACGGUGAGAAACGCUGGGACGUUUCUCCAAGCAGAGACGCGUUGUCACUAAUGCUGAAACAGUGCAGGCAGGAAAACGACCACACACACACACACACACACACGCGCGUCUGUCCCCGCAGACCAAACCAACAUCCUUCAGCUUCAGUGCACUUCAGCAAAAGUCAGCCAUUUGAGAUUUCGUCCUCUUUCAAGUUAGGGUAUGUUGGUAGAUAAAAUAUCUGUUUGUGGAAACUUGUUUACACCAUAUACAGUUAAGGACCAGUAACACACCACUAGCAUUAGAUGCUACUGAUGUUAUUGGAUUUUCAUGACUCGCCGUCAGCAGAUUCAUGAAUAAUUUGCCGCCGCUUGGCUUGUGACCGGUGAGGCCAAACCAUUGAUAAUGCAAUCGUUGCUUUUCUAUUAGCUUUAACCCAGGCUUAGAUCUGCUCGCUCUGUUCCGCAGAGGGUCGACAAUUGAAAAGCAUGACGUGAAUUUCUCCCAUCUCUGAUGCCAUGGAACCCUCUGUCCUCCCCCCUGUGUGCGAGCCCCCACCUCCUGCAUGUAACAUGCGGCACCAGAGAGAGCUUUCAGGCGUGUGGCGUGGGGAUUGUAUGGGAUCUAUUGCUUUGUGUCACGGCAUGCUGCCGCUAAAUGGUUCGCUCAUACCUCUACUUUAUCCAUUCUGCCCUUUAUAAACACAGAGAGUGGCGACAGACUGUGAUCACAGCAGUAGGAUAGGUAUCAAAUAUAUCUAGGAAAUGAGAUAUACAUAAAUUAGGGUAGUCGCGACUCGGAAAAGAUAGGUGGGAGUAGAAGAGGAAAGGAGGAAGGAAUUGUUCUCCUUAUGUUUUUUCAGUGACCUGCUCGGAGGUAAAUAGGGAUCUAAGUGUGUCAAUGGGACUCUGGAGAGACGGUGCCGCUGACGAGACCGGCAUGAUACAGAGGGGCUCCGGUGGAGGCAGAAGUAGGCCACGAUCAGCCCCAGCCAAGCAGCUGCAUGCUGUGGUGCCAGUGGAAAGGUUCACCGCUUAUUUAUCCUUCCACUCCCACUGGCCGGAAGCAGACGGACACCUGAGUGGAAUAUAUGACCGCAGUUUGGUGUGUUAGGGUUAACAAUUUGUCUAACGCCACAGAAGCAGGUGUGUUAACUCCUAACGUCAACAACUGCUUAGUUGAUAUAGAUUUGUGUGGUAGUUUCCACAAAAUUACCUCAAAUUUAAAUAUAUAUAUAUAUAUAUGAAAAACUAUUUAAAGACAAAUGUAGAGUAAAGUAUUCUUUAAAGAUUUUUACUGAUCUAAAGCUCCUUUUACUGUGUCAUUCAGGAGGUUGCUGGGUGGAAUAUAUCAUUGCCAGUUGAUUAGGCCUGAAACAUUAGACUCAGACUCGGGCCCUGAUUGCCCAGAGGAGGCAAAGCAGUAAACAAGGAGGAGCGGCACCUGCAGGCUCGGUCUCCAUGGCUGCUGCGUGCUGACCCGCGGGCCCCUCGGGGAUCUGUCUCCUGUUACGGGCCUCUCUCCGCCUUGUUGUGGCCUCGCCGCGCUAAGUCAUCCUGGCCCAACAUGCACCUCGGCCGCACAGAGCCGCCUGGCUGCACAUAAAACGGGCUAAUUGGUCCCUGAUUAAUGACGGCGCCGGCUCCGAGGCUGUUGUUGUGAUCCGAAUCCAGCGGGCCGUCUGCGCGAGUAGAGAGGGAGACGCCUGCUCUCUGUCAGCGUAGCUUUGGAAAUAACAGCGAACAGCAACAACCACGAAAAGCACAACGAAAAAGAGACGGAAAAGUUUAACUUCUGGCUGUGUUAGUUUUGCUUUUUUACUUUGAUGAUGAUUUGAGAUAAAUGUUUGUCAAAUGUCAAAGUAGUUUUUUUGUGAUGACAUGGUACAAAUGUAAAAAAAGGAAAGUUUUAUGGUUUACUGAAUUCCUUUAUGAAUGAAAAAGAAAAAGCAAGAGAUUGAAAUGAGAGUUUUACUACAGCUCCUCCUCAGAGCUACUUUGUGACUGUACCUGUAUUUGUUGGCAUUUCCGUGGGAGUUCCUUUUUUUCAAGGGAUCCAGAACUGGCUCAGAAUAUGUGCAAUGUCCUUAACCCCCCUGAGCCCACUCCCACCUCUGAAUGACCUUUGACCUGACUCGCUUUCUGUAAAACGAUGCGACCAGUGACGCAGGAGUGGACUCUAAGGACCUGGAAGCAGAGCAGUUGGCUGCUCCUCACGGCCGCAGACCUCUCCUCUGGUGGUCGCUGUGUUGAUGGAGACAGUACAAAUGGGACACAAAGCUGGGGACGAUGGAGUUUUUGUCCAGAGAAUGUUCUCCAGUCGGCAUCCAUACAUCCAGCAGGCCUCCACGGAGUGAACUGCUGGACCCGGAACGCACUGCUGAUCAGUAAAUGAAGAUUAUGAAUAAAGUUUCAAAGUAUGAGGAAUGUUGUUGUUGUUAUGGAAAUUAAAGUCAGUUUUGUUGACGGCACACAAAA
Betta splendens (Siamese fighting fish) is the source of this 5088-nucleotide messenger RNA. RefSeq names its product tetratricopeptide repeat domain 9B (gene ttc9b). The transcript has 3 exons. NCBI's taxonomy places the organism in Eukaryota, Metazoa, Chordata, Actinopteri, Anabantiformes, Osphronemidae. The coding region runs from base 799 to 1548 and encodes 249 amino acids. Gene Ontology annotation, molecular function: protein binding. The record is from RefSeq and is a predicted model, not a curated record.